AUGGCGGAACCCGCCGGGCCGCCCCCGCCGGCCGUUUUCUUCGGGGCCGUAGCGCCGGGUAACCCGGUGGUAGACAGCUUGGAAGCCGAGCUGCGGGACGUCCUGGGCUCCCUGCGGCGGCUGGGAGGCGAGGGGGAGGCCGAGCCGCAGCAGCACGACCUGCACCGCCGCGGAGCAAAUACUUUGUUUAAUAUUUGGAUCAAAUAUAAGCCUCGACUGCCAGAGUGGUAUUACAAUGAAAAACUUCUGAAAGUUGGUGAUUCCCUUGCUCAGAUCAAAGAAUAUAAGUUGGCACUUCUGCAGUGCUAUGGAAGAUACCUUCAGCAGUUCGUUUCUGUAAACCUUGAUGAUAUAAAUGAUGUGCAUCAAUUUAAAUCCACCUUUUUUCCAAAUGGUUUCAGAGACAAAAAUGCAGCACUUACGUUCCGUGCUUUGCAAGAGAGAAAUGUUUGCAUUUAUCAGAUGAUUUGCAGCCGUGACAGAAAUCUUCAGAAUCAAGAGUCCCUGCAGACUUGUUUCAAUGUCUUGUCCUCAUUACGACUCACUAUGCAAGUGGCUCUACCUCAGGAGAAUUUGUGUUGGCUUAUCUACAAUGGUACUAUUCAUAUUUACACCAUAUGCAGACAUUUGAUGAUGAUAGGUCAGUCAGCUAAGGUGCUGGAAUACUUACUGUGGGCCAGUAUAUGUAUGGAAUCAUCCAUUCCACUCUUAUCUGUACAUUACUUGACAUGGAGAGCCACCCUGUAUACUGCAGUUUCUCAGUGUUAUUUUGAUUGUCAAGCCAGCAUUCAUGGAGAGAUAUUUGCUCGCCGUGGUCUGAUUAAAAUUGAUGAACUGAAGCAAUUAGAAAAUACCAGUUCUUCGCUGGAAAAUUCAGAGACAAAAAGGGUUUUUAGAGAGGCCACUCUAAAGAUGUCAGUAAUGAUUUUCAAGAGAGCAGUAUAUGAAUCCAGAAGAAAACCAAAAAGCUUCUUUCGACCUAAGUUAAGAGUUAGCCUGAAAGAAGGACAAAAUUUGCCAUGGCCUCGCACUACUACUGAACGGCUGCUGACAGAAAUGUUUGAUGGUGUUGCAGCUCAGUUCCUUGCCAUCUUGGAAGCUUUGUCUGAUAGUAGCAGGCGUGUGUUGCACCCUGCUCCACCUGUUCCUGAUGAAAUUGAAAUUCGUGAUGUCAUUUCGGAGCUUUUUUUUGCAGGCCUGGAAAUCCUCUCAGGUGGAGUAAGCAGUACUGGUAUUCAAGGAAGUGAUUGCACUGAUAAUUUUGGUAUAAUUAAUGCUUCAUCAACCCUUCUGCAGUUGAUACUAACAGGAGAAAAGAGGGUGUCUGGAGAUGCUGCUGUGAAAUUCAUAAAAUUAGCUUUCAGCUAUGAAGAAUGGGAUGUGUUUCAUUCUGCUAUUGAAUUUGUUGUUAAUUUUCUUCAGGCUCAAGAUGACCCAACAUGGAAGAAAGCUGAAAUGGAACUCAAACUUCUUACACUGAUGCAACCUUUACUGUUUCCAAGGAAAUUUAAACGUGGUUUUUCUGCUAGUGAAAAUAAUACUAAAGAAGCUAGGAUGCCUCAUGGUUCUGAAAAGAAGCAAACAUUUAGAAACAAUUCCCUAAAGCAUGGAGAGCCUUCUCAUGAUCUUAUUAUUUUGGCAACAACAGUGUUUUCCUAUGUCUCCACAUCUAAGCAGAAUAUCCAACCUGACAAAGAAAUACUUGUUGAUGUACUAAUGUUUUUGUGGCAGAGGUGUAAAACAGGACUUCAGCGAAUCCAAAUGAGUGGAAGUGACUACUUAAAAUACAUCCACAAAUACAAAGCUUACCAAUGGAUUCAUGUACUCUGGAUAAUAAAUGAAGUAAUUCAGAAGAGCAGUAUAGCAGACACUAAUGUUGUAAUGCUGGCAGAGAUAACCUUACAUCUAGCUGCAAUAUUGGAAAACAUAGCUGAUUCUACAAGUAAAUCUCAGAAAAAAGCAGGAAAAAGAAGUGCCUUAGUCUCGCAGGAUGAAACCUGUGAUGUGCCUGAAAUACUGAUGAAAAGUCCUACAGAACAAUUACAAGUUGCUUAUGAAAGUCUUGAAAAUGCAAUUAAUGGAAUGAACACAUCUCGCUCAAUGACCCUUCUACCAGAUGGAAAGUCAAUAUUUGACAACUGCUGUACAAAGGUGGACUCAAAUGAUCAGAAUUUGAAUUCUGUUUUGGGAUGUGCUAAUGAUAAGACAGGAACAGGUAAUGGUUUUUUAAUGGAUUUACACUUGGAGCUCAUUCAGACCCAACAUCGAGUAGCUGUGAAACUUCUUAAAAUGACGCAAGGUGCUCAAAAGGAUAACAGAAGUCUUAAGUCUGGCAAGUCUCAUGUGAAGAAUAAUAAAGAUUUCCAUUAUUUAACAGAGGCACUUAUAAUGAGAAAAAUAAAAAAGAAUAAGCUAUCCAGAGCAAUCUUUUUGAUGCAAAAGGCUGCACAGAAGUUCCCUGAAGAGUUAACCACUUCUUCCCAAAGGCAGCUACUGGAGGAAGCACUAACUUUAAUUGAGCAAGUUGAAGCUGAACAAAGUGCAUUGUAUCACAGUCUCAAAGAAGCUUUGAGCAGCAAGAAAAAAAGCAGAACUCCUCCUCCUCCUCUAUUACUUUCUAGAUCACAUUGCUCCAUGACAUUUAAACCAGCCCCAUUCUCUUCAGAUAUUCAGGUUUCGUGGUACAGUAUUUUGGGCUCUGUAGCAGGAGGAAGUAAUAUGAAAGUAAGGUUAAAUAACAAUAAACUUCCAAAUGCAGGAGAAGAGAUACCAGCUGAUGGGAAAAGCCUCUUGGAAGUACAAGGCUUAGAUCCCAAUGAGAAAUACAUAUUUGCAGUCGCAGCAUAUUCUUCUGAUGGAAAACUUAUUGGUGAUGGCAUUGGGGAAACGACUAAGCCAAUCCUUGCUUAUCUACCUCUUUCUGCUACUACUGUUCGAGCCUAUCUAACUCAGGUAGCCUAUCAGACUGGCAACUAUACAUUAGCCAGAGAAGCAUUUUCACCACUGUGGGAUUAUUUUGUUUCAAAUUCUUCUCCACUGCCUGCCAAUGCAGCUGUUAUUUCUGCAAGUAGUAAUUUGACUAUAUCUGAAAACAGGUUACGUUUUGAAGCUGUAUCUCAGACUUCUCCUAUUACCUUGCACCUUUUUCUGAGGAAUAUAUUUGCUGUCUGUGACAUUAAUGUUGUGGAAGGAGCACUCUUCUGUGAUUCCAUCUGUUCCAAUGAGAUACUUUAUAAGGAACAAGUUGCUAGAUUAGCAGAAUGCGAAAGAAUGACUGUGGCAAUUGAACUUAGCAGUUGGUUGAAUGAUUCAAGUUACACCCUGCAGUCUGUUGUACAAUGUUAUGGUCUCCUUGCCCCGAUUAUUUAUCACAAGAUUUCUUCAGUGCCAGUAGUUCAGAUCCUCAUUAAGUGCUUGGCUGUCCUUCAAGAAAUUCCAAGUGCUGCUUUGCAGAGGAGGCAGGAAGGAUGUUAUGAGAGUAUUCAGCACAUGAUAGCUUGUACUUCAUUUUAUACAGCAAAGGUACUACGUUCCUGGAAAGAAUAUGAACUAGCAGUAAUUAUUGUUAACUACGGGAAAAAAUUGUUGGAUUCCUCACCAACAACCUCACCCUGCCUGUCAGGAGCUCUAGAAACUGAAGAAACGGACACUAACAAAGAAGUUAAAACCCCUUCUGCAAAGACAUCCCAUUUAGCUGCAAUGGAAAAAGCAACAGAAAAUCUAAGUGCUCUUGAAUCAAAUCUCCUCAGACUGACAAAACCAGUUCAUGGAUCAGAGCUUACAGGACAGGAAGAUCCUUUGUUCCUCUACCCUGUAAUUUCAUGUUGGACAUCAAGCAAUGCUUAUCGAGAAGUGAUGAAAUUCAGGAAGAAAUCACGUUUUCUUGAGUUCUUUGUUCAAGUUUUGCACAAAAUCCUGAACGAAGAGAAAUUUCAAUGUGUUCUGGAAUGGGCAGGCAAUGUGCAAGUUUACUUGAAGAGGAGGAACGACCACCUUCUUGGUAUCAAUGGAAUUUCAACACAAGAAACACUUUCUCCCACUCUGCCAGAAGGCAUGGAUAGAUACACUACAGAAGCUGUGGAGUUUCAGAAAACUAUGGAGACCUCACCUUUAAAGAAACCAGAGGCAUCAACUUUGAAGAAACCAAGAAAAGAAGCCUUGAGUCCAAUUCGAAAAAGACAGACUCUUAGACAGUAUUUCAUGAAACAUCCCAACAUAAUGGAAUCUCCAGAAGCACAAAGGAAAUGCAAGAAAGAGUUGCAAAAAGUAGCUCAUCGCACCUUAGUGGUACUGCUGAAUCCAAUUGUGAGUAAUUACUUAAACCGAAAGAAGUUUCAUCAAAUAUGUCUUGAAGAGAUGCCCUGGAGGUCUCAGAUGAAUAUCUAUCUGGCAGUUGCACACUACAACUUAUUUAAAAAGAAACUGGAAGAGCAAUAUAACAUUGGAAUUUGUGGUUCACAGCAUCUGGACAGUUACAAUAUUUUGGAUCCUGAAUUAUUCUCAUUAAGUAAUUCUGGCACUGUAGUGGUGAGAGAAGCUGUAGAGAGUAACAUGAGAACACCAAUUCCUCCCCUCCUUAAAAAGUCAGGAGUGACUGAAGAACAAACUCGCACAGAGAAAUCUUCUGAGCACAGCAUUAAACUCAGUGGAACAGAUACUCCUCAAACUCAAACGACAAACGAUACAGAAAUACCCAUCUCUUAUUCCCCCAAAGAAUACAACCAGUUUCUGCCAAACACCAUUUUAUUGCAGCAUUUUACAAAAAUCUUUUUGCAUUUAAGAAGAGCGGUGGUUCUUGCUCACCGUGGUGGCCACUGGACGUUGCUUCAAAAUGCUUGUCGAGAACUUUGGAACUAUACUCAAGAAUUACAGUUGCUUGCUAACCAUUCAUAUUCCCAUACGGAUGCAUUUCCCAUUACCAGGGAUUUUCUUAGGAACACCAUCUGGUUGCCUUUUUAUUUGGCAUCAGACAUGAUCAUUGAUAUGAUAACUGAACUACAAGCAAGCAGGUCUCUUAAGAUUGUGGAUCCUGAAGGAGACUUCUGCAUUCCCAGUUGUUUAGGAGGUAUUAUGGAUGAGAAUGGUGGUUCUAGUCUCCAUCCGCAGUCUCCCCUGGAUGACGUGAACGUGGUUGACUUGAAAUGGAUAUGUAAUCUGAUUCUUAAAACAAUAGAAUUGUUAUAUCAAAUGAAGAAGUGGGAAGCACUGGUACACAUAGCUGUACAAUUUAACAUAUUUACACAUGAGAGAUACACAGAACAAGUGAGUCCGCUGCUGGUGUAUGCUCAGAGGCAGCUGCUGGAAAGGAUACAGCAAUUCAGUGGCCCAGACAGCCAUGAAUCUCAUUUCAUAAAAUAUCUGUCUGAUAAUGCACAUAAGAUGAGUUGCAGAAACUACAUAGGGCAGAAAUUACAGCUGCCUGUUGCCCAUUCUGCUAGUGAACGGAUUUUUCCUGGAUGCUUUUUCUAUCCUGAGAUGAAAAAUGAUUACACAGAUCAUAGUCAAGCAAAAGCCCUGGUUCAUGUACCUCUUGAUGUGAAUGAUACACUGAAAUGUUUUAGAGAAACUCUACAAAAAUCUAAAUAUCACAGCAGAGCACUGAGACACAGCAGAAAACUGCUUGCAUUGUUUCUUGCACACACACAAGAAAAUGCUGGAAGAGCAAUCAGCAGUCAUAUCUCUUCAAAUAGAAAGCUGGAAUUUAAUGUGGGAGAUGAACUGAUAUUUCUACCAACACCAUGUGACCUUUCUCAAGAAAAAUUUAAUUUCUCCUGUAUGGUUGAGAGUAAACCCAUACCACAGUCACAGCUUUCAGUAAUUAUCUCUUCCUAUGAACAAACAAUUGGAAUCCUUGAAAUAAACAACCAGAGAGACCUCAAAGUUCAGGCUCUACAUGAACUUGGAAAUCUUCACUUUUACACUGGAAACAAAAGAGCUGCUUUUAAAUAUUGGUGUCAAGCCCUUGAUGAAACACUCAACAUUGCUGAUGCUCUUAACAACUGGCAAGAGUUAGGUUUUCUAAAAAAUGCUACAGACUGCUUUGCAGUUGGAAGAUCAACUGAUAUUAGUCAGAAAUUUCUUUCUCAGGUUGGAGUUUGGGGAUGUUUACAUGCAGCAGUCUUAGUGGCUAAGAUAGCUCAGUAUAUAACGACAUCAAAGAUGAGAUUAAGAACUAAAUACUGCUAUUUUUCUGCUAUACUUUUUAAGACCCUGUUUAGAGUUUCUCUUCCACAUCCGACAUCUGACUGUGACUUUGCACAAUAUGAAACAAGUAUGCUUAUUCCUGGUAUUGACUUGUUCUCUGAUCGCUACAGAGCUGAUAUCUCUACUGUAGUGGCAAGUCUGAAUUUCCUUAUGUUUGAACUACAUUGUGCAAAACAAAAUUUAAUAAUUUUACCAUUGUUCACAUUAUACCAAUACAUUGUUUCUGAGAUUUGUAAGGACCCAGCUAAAUGUAUUGAAGGAAGAAUCUUCAAGGUUAAAGUACUUACAGAUAUAGGAUUUUUCACGGAGGCCUUUCAUGAACUGGCUUUGCUUAACUGUGGAGAGAGAAUUCCAUGGAGAAUACCUGCAGGAUACAGAAAAAUUGAACAAAUGAAGGCCUUACUGAAGUUUGACUCCUCAAAAUCUCUCCUGACUGUUACAAAUUUACAGGUACUGGAAGACAUAUUUAAUUGGAGUCUGUCUUUAACAAUGGUGCCGCUGUGCAACCAACAAAUUAUGAAUAAAUUAACAUUAGCUAAAAUGCAUUUCAUCAUUUGCCUUUCUGCCACAAUAAAUAAUAUACCUGAAAAAGUAGAAAAACACAUCUAUUCUGUUGAUAACAACAGCUUGAAGGAGCCAAGCAGAAUUACAGCAUCACAUGUAAAAGUUGAAACUGAUAAAAAUUCAAGACAACAGGAACAAAGAGGCACAAUGGUGCAGCUCGUUGACUGUAAAGAUGAAUUAAAUAUGGCCAUGCUGAAGGGAAUUUUAUUGACAGAAGCUGAAGAAAGUCUUAGCCAUCUUGUGCAGAACAUACAGGACAAAUACGAUGGGGAGGUAUCUCGGUGUUCUGCUGAAGAUUUAGAGGCUCUUAUUGAGGCCAAACUUCAGCUUGCUGCUAUUUCUCAGCAAAGGCAUCAAGCAGCUUUCAGUGUUGCUUUGGCUUUCUCUGCAAUCCGACUUCUCCAAAAUGCAGAAAUUUUUAGGACAGAAGUGACACAUUUUCAAGAAGAAAAGGAUGAAAGGGAGUGUUUGGAUGCUUACGUUGAAGAUGUUCGACUGCCUCACAGUAUAACAGCACAAGAUCACAUGAAUGUACAUCUGUGGCUAAGGUGUCGUACAAUGUUAGUGACUGCGCUAGUAACACAGAUACAUGGUGUUGGUGAUAUGGAAGAAAAUGAUGUGGCUGAACGCAGAAGUGUGAUAAAAGAAGUAAUACUAGAGGCAGAAGCCUUUGGUGACAGCGAGACUCAGGCUGAAAUGAUGGUGCAAGCUGCAAUUCUUGACCUGCAAGAAAAACGUCCCGUGGCAGGCAUUAAACUUCUAUUGCAGAAUAUCAUCAGUUUACUCCAAGAGGAUACAUUUAUUUCCCCUCCAGCUUCUUUGACUCUUGUGAAAAGUAUCCUUCUGCUGGCAGACAUACUAACACUGCAAACAGGAGAGGAUACAGAACAUUGCUCUUCUACAGCGGAACCAUUAAACUUACUAAUUUUGGCACAUGAGCUUACCAUUAAAGCCAUUUUUGUUUGCGGAGAAACCAUUGAACGGCAAAUAGAAGACAGUACAUUGACUUGCCUGGUCCUACCUACAAAAAAUAUCUACUUGCCACAUAUCAACUUGCUAGCCCAAGUCAAAAUGAGAAUUGGACUCACAUUAGCUGAAAAAGUAGCUUGUACACCUGCAAGAGGAGAUCCACUGCAAUGGCUACGUGCUGUCAAACAUUUAGAAUCAGCAUUGGAGCUUUGCAGAGCAUCUGCAACAAAAAAAUUAGAUAUGGAAGCUGAACUUCUUUUUCAGAUAGGUAAGGUAGAACGCCAGAUAACUGAAGCAGGCAAUAACAGAUCAUCUCGAGCUGUUGAAACCCUCUUGGAAGCUAUAAAACUCAGCCAGCAACAUGAUCAAAAACUUGAGUUAAUAAGAAGAUCAUACCUUGAAAUAGCACUAUUAUAUUUGCAUUUUGCCACAAAUAAUGAGGAUGUGUCACAGCCAGAUAAGAUGGUGCCUUCCAAAUCAAACAACUCUUCUGGAGAGCGCUCUUCUCCCGAGGAGGCUCUGAAAUCAGAAGGCUACAAAGUACAGUCCUGGAUUGCAGUAAGAGCAGCUACACAGGUCAGUGAAGCUGUGCUUGCUUCUCAGCUAUUAAUUGGAAUUAAGAGUGUUAAAGAACACAGCAUGAAGGACACAGUGCAACAGAAAAUCCCAGAAUUUGCUUCCAUGGAUCUUCUUGCUUCGUACAGAGAUUUCUUAUCUGAUGGAUACAAUGCUGCAUCUGAAAGUCCCAAAGCAUCUUCUACUGAAAACAAAAAAAUCAUACAAGAUGAGCAGAGCCAAAGUGAAAGAACAGAAAGUCUUGCCACCAAGGCCAGCCAGAGGAAAGAGACAAUAACAUGGGUUCACUUAAUUCGCUACCACAGUUAUUUAAAAAGACUUAAUAACACAAACCUCCUAUUUGCUGCCCCUAACUCAGGACGUGGAUCAUUUUCUGCAAGAGAUGGACACCUUAGUUCUGUUUUUGACACAGGGAUUGUUCUACGCAUAGCAGAAAUGCAUUCCUUUCUUAAAAAAUAUUUGUUUGAAUAUUCAAUGUGUUGUCCUGAGAAUUUCCCAGAAGAGCUACAUGAUGUAGAAUUGCCACUUGGUAGGCCAGCUGAUUCUUCAAAGAUGUCUCUUGAAAUUACUGGAAUUACAUCAAAGAUGUCACAUGUGAGAACAGCUUCUCUGGUGUCUGUCAUUGCAGAAGCAAACAGUCAGAUGGAGAGUAGGGCAACAAAUGCUUCAAAUAAGGAAAUUAAUAUUCAGUGGUACAUUCCUUCUCUGGCAAAGCCAUCAAACGAUACAGAGACUAAGGUUUUGCUGCUUUAUGCUUAUAAUACAAAGCCUGUCAAGAUUAGCAACAUCAAGAUUUUCAGUUCAAUGUCUAUGUUUUCAGGCCACUUGUGGAUUCCGUUGGCUAGAGUUAUUUCUUUACAGAAGAAAUUAUCUAAUCUGAAGCAGCAAGUUGAAAUGUUGAUGCAAAGUUCUAAAAGCUUGUCUUCAGCUUCAGAACCUACAAGUUUUCUUGAAGAAAGUGGAACUUUGAAAAAAAUUCCUUCAAUAAAAACCAAAAUUAAUGUUGCAAAAGUGCAUCUUGAUGAAAAAACAGAAGAAAUGGCUAAAUGGUGUUUAUCUGAAGUCAAAGCACUGCUGUCUGUUGUUCCAGCUCUGUCCUUGCCAUUAACUGAGAUCCCGUUUGAUGUUACUUUGCAAUCAAUAGCAAGUUUGAAAGAUAUGUUUGAUCCUGCAAAUGGAUGUAUAAUAACUGAAGAAAGUCUCUUCAAUUGGAUCAUUUCUCUGUUUCACUAAAUUCUAUUUUUGCAAUAACUUAAUCAGUUGCUGAGUGCUAUAGAUUUAGACUUAAGUUCUGGUGUUAAUCAACCAACCUCAUUAAUCACACCAGGA
This is a messenger RNA of Aquila chrysaetos chrysaetos, 9642 nucleotides long. RefSeq names its product cilia and flagella associated protein 54 (gene CFAP54). Gene Ontology annotation, biological process: cilium assembly. Lineage: Eukaryota; Metazoa; Chordata; Aves; Accipitriformes; Accipitridae. The record is from RefSeq and is a predicted model, not a curated record. The coding region runs from base 1 to 9546 and encodes 3181 amino acids. The transcript has 69 exons.